Molecule: messenger RNA, 768 nt
Organism: Danaus chrysippus (African queen)
Lineage: Eukaryota; Metazoa; Arthropoda; Insecta; Lepidoptera; Nymphalidae
Source: the annotation of a GenBank genome assembly
AUGGCAGAUACCGCAGUUGCAUCUGAAACACCGGCUCCGGCUACGCCUGCGAAGAAACCGAAAGCGUCAGCGGCCGCCGCCGCCGCUGCGGCCGGCUCGAAGAAACCUAAGGCUAAACCUACUCAUCCCAAGACAGCUGAAAUGGUAAACAACGCCAUCAAAGAGUUGAAGGAGCGCAGCGGUUCAUCGUUACAGGCUAUCAAGAAAUACAUCGCCGCUCAAUAUAAGGUCGAUACGGAGAAAUUGGCACCGUUCAUAAGAAAAUAUCUCAAGAGCGCCGUCGACCAAGAAACCGUCGUCGGGGGUGGUGGUGGUGGUGGUGGUGGUAAGGCAAGUGGUGGUUCCGCCGGAACCGGUAGGGCUGCAGCUUCGUCGGCAUCCGUUAAAUCUAAGAAAGCCGCCGCAACGGCAUCGGCGGUGGCAGCGAAGGGAGGUAAGAAAGGCGGUUCCGUAGCUUCGUCGGCUGCAUCUUCGCCGUCCAAAGCUAAAGCAUCGGCGGCAGCGGCCAGGGAUAAGAAAGCGGCCGCAGCCGCAGCAGCAGCUGCCAAAAAGAAGCCGGCCGCCGCUAAGAAAGGUUCCGCAGCCGCGAACGCCUCUGCCGCAUCCUCCGCGACAGCUUCUAAGGCGAAAGGUGCAGCAUCCAAGGCCAAGAAGAGCGCCAAACCUCCCACUAAGAAACCUAAAGCCCCGAAACCGAAGAAAGCAUCCGCCGGUACCCCGAAAUCGAAACCCGCAGCUAAGAAAGCAGCAGCAGCAGCGAAAAAGUAA